Scomber scombrus (Atlantic mackerel) is the source of this 3022-nucleotide messenger RNA. It is a transcript of the gene rbbp5, whose product is annotated as retinoblastoma binding protein 5. Gene Ontology annotation, cellular component: Set1C/COMPASS complex. The transcript is spliced from 14 exons. NCBI's taxonomy places the organism in Eukaryota, Metazoa, Chordata, Actinopteri, Scombriformes, Scombridae. The coding region runs from base 106 to 1782 and encodes 558 amino acids. The record is from RefSeq and is a predicted model, not a curated record. Gene Ontology annotation, molecular function: protein binding.
CUGGGCGCCAGGUUAGCCGGCGGAAGUAAACACGAGAGAAAUCUGGUGACAUAUUCAGAGAAAUACGGUUAAUAAGGACAUUUUGGGAUCCUCCAUCGUCCAAAAAUGAAUCUAGAACUGCUCGAAUCGUUCGGGCAGAACUACCCAGAGGAGGCCGAUGGCACUCUGGAUUGUAUCAGCAUGGCCCUGACCUGCACCUUCAACCGCUGGGGCACCCUGCUGGCUGUUGGCUGCAACGAUGGCCGAAUCGUCAUCUGGGACUUCCUCACACGGGGCAUCGCAAAAAUCAUCAGCGCACAUAUCCACCCAGUCUGCUCUUUAUGUUGGAGUCGAGACGGCCACAAGCUGGUGAGCGCCUCCACAGACAACAUCGUCUCGCAGUGGGACGUCCUUACUGGAGACUGUGACCAGAGGUUUCGCUUCCCUUCACCCAUCCUGAAACUGCAGUGCCAUCCCAGAGACAUGGACAAAGUGCUGGUGUGUCCCAUGAAGUCGGCCCCGGUCCUGUUGACUCUGUCAGAUUCCAAACACGUUGUCCUUCCUGUGGACGAUGAUUCAGACCUGAACGUGGUGGCGGCUUUUGACAGGCGGGGCGAGUACAUCUACACUGGAAACGCCAAAGGAAAGAUUCUGGUGCUGAACACAAACACUCAGGAGCUGGUGGCUUCCUUCAGAGUGACCACCGGCACCAGCAACACCACCGCCAUCAAAUCCAUCGAAUUUGCACGCAAGGGCAGUUGCUUCCUCAUAAACACAGCAGACCGGAUCAUCAGAGUGUAUGACGGCAGGGAGAUCCUGACCUGUGGCAGAGACGGUGAGCCGGAGCCUUUGCAGAAACUACAGGACCUGGUCAACAGGACUCCGUGGAAGCGCUGCUGUUUCUCCGGAGACGGCGAGUACAUUGUGGCCGGUUCAGCCAGGCAGCACGCCCUUUACAUCUGGGAGAAGAGCAUCGGAAACCUGGUGAAGAUCCUGCAUGGAACCAGAGGAGAGCUGCUGCUGGAUGUCGCUUGGCAUCCUGUUCGUCCAAUUAUUGCCUCCAUCUCCAGUGGAGUGGUGUCCAUCUGGGCUCAGAAUCAAGUGGAAAACUGGAGCGCUUUUGCUCCAGACUUCAAAGAACUGGAUGAGAAUGUGGAGUAUGAGGAGAGGGAGUCUGAGUUUGAUAUUGAGGACGAAGACAAGAGUGAACCUGAGCAGACAGGUGCAGACGCCGCGGAGGACGAAGAGGUGGAUGUCACCACUGUUGAUCCCAUCGUUGCCUUUUGUAGCAGUGAUGAGGAGCUGGAGGACUAUAAAGCCCUGCUGUACCUGCCCAUCGCUCCAGAGGUGGAGGACCCAGAGGAAAACCCCUUCGGCCCUCCGCCGGACGCAGCGGUUCCGGCCACCACUCCAGAGGACGCACUGACCGGCGGCGAUAAGAAGCAGCGGCAGCCUUCGUCUGAAGGCCCGGCCAAGAAAAAGGCCCGCACUACCACCAUUGAGCUGCAGGGGGUGCCCAGUGACGAGGUGCACCCCCUACUGGGCGUGAAGGGGGAUGGCAAGUCCAAGAAGAAGACAGCAGGCCGCCCCAAAGGCUCCAAAGGUAAAGACAAAGACUUCCCCUUCAGGCCCAAGCCCUACAGGGGCGAACGGCCCUCCUUCCCCGUGGAAGCCCUGGGCAGCUCUGGCCUGGGAGGAGGAGGAGGAGGAGGAGGGAUGAAGGGCAGGGCAGAGGGGGGCCUGGCCACAGGGAGUCUGGUGUCACAGUCGUACAAACAGCACGACAUCGGAGGGAUGGACUGAUCGCAGCUGACGAGCGCCGACAGGCUCAAAAACAAAGAGACACACAGAGCUCGGUGUCGUGUACAGACUGAGUGAGCGGCCUGUUUGGUUCGGUUGGGUUUCGGUGUUGCAGACUGUUUUCUUCUCCCCCAAUGAAAAAUACCUGAGCAGCAAAGCGUCACGGGGGAAAGCUUCCUACGCCCGGAUCACUGACAGGAGGCGACGACGAGAGCGUGAAGCCGCCAGAGUCGUCACAGUAGAUCACUCGUCCUCUUUAGGAUUCAUCAUGUAUAGAACGCCCCGUGUCCUGAUAGUGUUUGUGUCGUCUUUCUUGUUGUUUUUAUACGUAUUAAAACAUUUUUUUGAUUUAUAAGUAACGAGCUGUCGAGUGUUUCUGUGUUCACGUCUGAACUCUGACAGAUAACUAACAGAUGUUUGAUCCAUGAGACAGAUUUAUCCGAACUUUCUAAUCAGAUCCAUAGGGCUGCAAAUAAUGAUUAUUUUCAAUCUUUUCCUUUAAGUUUAAUUUAUUUGAACAUGUUGAUGAAAUAACUAAAUAAAUUAAAAAUGUGUUUGUUUUCAGAAAAUAAUAAUCCCUAAAAAUUCAAAAUAAAGGCAACAAACUAUAACACAAUAGAAAUGACAGAAAUGUUUUGGUUAAACAAUAUUAAUAACCGUUCAAUGAUUGAAAAGGAUGUAGGAUGAAGCAAGGACCUUUUCUAGUCCUACCCCAGCCCCCUUUUUAAAACUAAUGAUUUUCAUUAUAAAUUGACCUAUUGAUUAAUUUUAUUGGUUAAUUGAUAAGUUGUUUGGUCUAUAAAAUGUCAGAAAAUGUUGUUCAUUGUUUGUCAAAGCCUGAGUUGAUGCUUGUUUUGACCACAAACAGAAGAGCACCAGUCUACUGUCAUAAAAGACUAAAAAACCAAAAAAUAUGAAACAUUCGAGAAGCUUUAAUCAGACAAUUUGGACAUUUAUCUCUUAACCCUCACAUACUGUUCAUAUUCUGACUCAUAAUUAGUCUAGACACUAAUUCACAUCAUAAAUUCCCCCAUCGGUCAUUCAUAAAUGUUUGAUUAGUUCUUCUGUUUCAUGGGAAAAAAAGACAUUUACAAUCACUAUUUUAUGGUCCAGGAGAGCAUUUAAUAGAAUAUGAUGAAUACAACAAUGUGUUUUAAUGCUGAUUUUUGAAUUUUUUUUAAAUAAACAAAGGUCAAAUUUUGUACAUUUGCAUAUAUAAAAAUGUGUAUCAGCUGCACAACAA